AUGCCCAAGUCGAAGCGCUCCAAAGUCGUCCACCUGUCCAAGACGGACAAGAAGGGCAAGGAGCUCUCGCAGAAGCUCUUUGCUAAUGUCCAGGAAGCUGCCGACAAUUUCCAGUACAUCUUCGUCUUCGCCGUGGAGAACAUGCGCAAUUCCUACCUGAAGGAAGUGCGCGCCGAGUUCUCGGACAGCCGAUUCUUCUUUGGCAAGACCAAGGUUAUGGCGAAAGCGCUCGGGCAGACGCCCGCCGAGGAGCACCUCACGAAUCUUUCGAAAUUGGCGCCCUACCUUGUCGGCAACGUCGGCCUUUUCUUCACCAAUCGUGAGCCCUCAGAGGUUCUCGAAUACUUCUCCGCCUACUCGCAGACCGACUUUGCGCGCGCCGGGGUCACAGCCACUCAGACCUUCACGGUACCUGCGGGAGUCGUAUACUCAACAGGAGGACAACAGCCGGCAGAGGACGACGUAGCAUUACCUCACAGCCAAGAGACGACAGUUAGAAAAUGGGGCAUGCCUACGAAGCUGGACAAGGGCAAGGUCAUUCUUGGUGAGCCCUAUACCGUGUGCAAAGAGGGUCAGGUGCUGAACAGCCAUCAAACGGCGCUAUUGAAGCUGUUUGGCGUCGCGAUGGCGGACUUCAGGAUUGACUUGAAGGCGUACUACUCGACGGCCAAGGAAGCUGUGACGGAGGUAAAUGCUAUGGAGAAGUAG
This is a messenger RNA of Didymosphaeria variabile, 708 nucleotides long. It is a transcript of the gene MRT4, whose product is annotated as mRNA turnover and ribosome assembly protein. Bases 1 to 708 code for a protein of 235 amino acids. The transcript is spliced from 2 exons. Gene Ontology annotation, molecular function: RNA binding. Gene Ontology annotation, cellular component: nucleolus; preribosome, large subunit precursor. The record is from RefSeq and is a predicted model, not a curated record. Lineage: Eukaryota; Fungi; Ascomycota; Dothideomycetes; Pleosporales; Didymosphaeriaceae. Gene Ontology annotation, biological process: ribosomal large subunit assembly; rRNA processing; nuclear-transcribed mRNA catabolic process.